Molecule: messenger RNA, 1961 nt
Organism: Priapulus caudatus
Lineage: Eukaryota; Metazoa; Priapulida; Priapulimorpha; Priapulimorphida; Priapulidae
Product: TBC1 domain family member 13-like
Exons: 12
Coding region: 20-1198 (392 amino acids)
Biological process (GO): activation of GTPase activity; intracellular protein transport
Molecular function (GO): GTPase activator activity
Source: RefSeq, a predicted model, not a curated record
ACUAGGUAGGUAAAUAAAAAUGGCAGCUUACAGAGCUAGGAUCAAAGAAUUUCACGAUGUACUAAAUGAAGAUCAGAUUAACCUAAAGCGUCUAAAGUCAAUGUGCUUUAAUGGCAUUCCAGAUGAGCCUGGCAGUGUACGUGCACUCUGUUGGAAGCUUAUUCUUAACUAUCUGCCUCUCUCUCCUAGUAAAUUUCUAUCAUUCUUGGAGAAGCAAAGAAAGCUAUAUAGCAGUUUCAUCCAGGAGAUGAUUGUCAAUCCAGGCAAGCAGCACUUUGGCAAGUCUGGCAAGAUAGAUGUCACAUUUGAAGAUCAUCCACUGAAUCCAAAUCCAGAUAGCCAGUGGGUGGCAUACUUCAAGGAUAACGAUGUGCUGGUUCAGAUCGACAAAGACGUUAGGCGUCUGUGUCCUGACAUUGGCUUCUUCCAACGUGCAACAGAGUUUCCUUGUCAGGACGUCGUUAAUGCUGCCGAAAUGGAGACUCUGCGAAAACGCGUGGAUUGCUCUGUUUUGCAGUCACACACCGUUAUGAAAAACAGACAGGGAGCAUAUAACUGGAAAUCGUCGAAGAAAUCUACGGUGGAGUACGACCUGCUGCCGGACGGAAAGGAGGCGCACUGGGAGGUCGUCGAACGCAUACUCUUCAUCUAUGCCAAGCUCAACCCAGGUCUCGCGUACGUGCAGGGCAUGAACGAGAUCAUCGGCCCCAUCUACUACAUAUUCGCUUCCGACAGCGAACGAGAAUGGAGCGAACAUGCCGAAUGUGAUGCUUUCUUCUGCUUCACAAAUCUCAUGUCGGAGAUUAGAGACAACUUCAUCAAAAGUCUGGAUGACUCUGCUCACGGAAUAGGCAAUAUGAUGAUGCAGCUCAUGAACAGGCUGCAGCUUCAUGACCCGGACGUGGGCUCUCUCAUGGUCACGCAAGACCUCAAGCCCCAGUACUUCAGCUUCCGAUGGCUCACUCUGCUGCUUUCGCAGGAAUUUCCUAUGCCUGAUGUGAUCAGAGUUUGGGAUUCACUCUUCGCCGAUAGCAAGCGAUUUGACUUCCUCAUUGACGUGUGCCUUGCUAUGCUCUUGUUGAUACGAGAUGACUUGUUGAAAAAUGACUUCUCCAGCAAUAUGAAGUUGUUACAGCGUUAUCCAGUUUUUGAUAUCCACCUAGUCCUCAGUGAGGCGGUUCGCUUGCAAAAGAGCUGACCAGAUUCAAGGUUGGCCCAUUAAUGAGCAAAUCUAUUGUCACUGAUGUAGACUCAUGUGAAUUCAAACAGGAAUUUGCGAAUAUUUAGAAAUAUAAUGUUAAAGUAAGUGCACUUCCAAGCAAGCAAAGCUGAAUAGCACUGAGAUUGUAUACAUUAAAUCACAGCCAGUGACAGAGAAUGCUCCAGAUGUUCCAGAUGAUACUUAACAUUAGGAGUGCAUAAAAUAUAGACUAUAUAUUAUGACUAUAUAUUAUCAUAUAUAUAUAUAUAUAUAUAUAUAUUAUAGUCUAUAUUAUGCACUCCUGAUAACAUAUUUUUUACAUCCAUAAGCGGGUAUGAGCAAUAUUGAGAUAGCAUUUAACAAACUCACUUGAAAUAGUGUUAGUUACCAUCUCUACUAACUGUGUAACAAGGUAACUUUCCCAAAUGCGGCAUGCACUAGUAUAUUUUUAACAUAUAAUGGGUUUGUUAACUAGACUUGCCACCUACAUGUGUAUAAUGGAAAAUACGAUAUUUUGAUAUAUAGUUAUCAAUAUUUUUAUGUACCUAUGUGAUAUCUUAUACUGUAGAUGUCUGUUAGUGUGCAUAACUCACACACUACCAACACUUUUUUGGUUUUGGAUGCAACUGUGUCAUGUAUUCAAAAUAAGUUUGCCCAGUAUUCAAAAGAUUUGGGUGCAUGAUGUAUAAUUCAAAGUGUAAAUAUAUCCUCAUGUAAUUACAGAAACCAAAUGUUCAUUUAUGUGCUUACGCAAUAUCUA